UGGUACAUACUGUUGGUGCUGCUCUAACUGCUCUGUCAUUGAUUCAGUAGUAACACAGUCGUCAGUCCACAGCCUGCUUGCCUGCAGAGAGAGAGCCAAAACAGGAAGAGAGAAAGAGAGGACAUAAGGAGAGAGGAAAAGAGAGUGAUUGUGAGAGAGAGAAGCAGGGAAAGCAUCCAGCCAUCUGUCUGUCUCCAGUCUGAAAGCCACAGCCGCCCUCUUUGUUUGGCGUCCCUGAUAUGACCCUGUUUAAAAGUGAGCACCACCGCAGCCCACGAUACAUUAGCAUGAGUGGAGAGCUGAAGUCCAGCCGUUCCAGGGCCGGCAGCAAGAGACCCAGCAGCAAUCCAUACGGAUCUGACUAUGACCUGGACUAUGAGUGCUAUCAAGAGGACCUCUAUGACAGGAUGUAUGACUACCAGCGCGUGCCAGCUUCCCUACCUCCCCUGUCCCAGGGACCUAGCCUGGCCAAACGACCCCGCUCCUCCUCCACUUCCUCUGGGCACAGACGUAGCCGAGACAGGCCCCCCUCCAAGAGCUCCAGAGCCCACUCCACCAGCUCCAACAGGGCCAAGUUGCGGAUGGAGGAGCUGCAGGUCAUUAAGAGGGAGCUGACUCUGAUAAAGACACAGAUUGACGGGCUGCUCGACAACCUGGAUAGGAUGGACACACAGAGGCGGGACCACACAGGGUCUCCCGUGAGGGAGGGCAGUUUGGCCGGGUCACCGUACCCCCCCUCCGCCAGCAGCGGUGACCGCAGCCCCUCUCCCCUGUCCCCCCCACGCCGCUGCAUCCAGAGAGAGAGCCCCGAACUCGGGGAGGCCAGCGACGAUGAUCACACGAUGAAUAACCACAGCUCUGACCCUGAGGACGAGAUGUGAGGAUGGAAACAGAGAAGAAACGGAGGAGCGCCAGACAUAGAGGAAGAGAACAUCUUGUCAAGAAGUUACCAUGCCAACAACUGAUUCAGAGGCCCCACUCCUGUCUAACCAACCAGUUACAUUGUAUUCUAUAUCCACAUAUACAUCAACAGCACACAUACAAGGACACACUGUAAUUAUAGUUUAUCAGAAAUCAAGUAUCUCCCUUGGAUAUUCACCACUGAGAUCAGCUUAGAUUACACACACAUUUUAUAUGUAGAGUGUAAUUAUUAACCAGAACAGGAAAGUGAAAUAAUUUUUAUAUUCAUAAUUUUCUUAUGUUCUUUUUAGCCCGUCUUCAUAUUUUUCCAGAAAAACAUUCUGAUUACCAGUUCGUAUAAAUUUGACAUGCAUAUUGAGAGACUGACGGUAUCUGAAAUGAGCAUACUAUAGAUGUCGCAAUCAUAGUUUUUCGGUGACUUGAGUUACUUUGUUUUCUGUAUAUCAUAUCACUACCAGAGCAUGAGUCCAUCAGUUGAUACUUGUCCAUCAGUUAACCCCCCCCCCCCCCUAUGUCUGUGUAAUGUUAUCUCUCUGCUGUAUUACUACCUGCCUGUAUUAGGUAUGAGGAGACAGUAACCCAUCUCUUCCUCUAUGUACCUGGCGCUAUGAGCUGAGGAGAGGCCCCGGCCCGGUCCAUGUGUAAUAUUGUGUAUUACUGUAAAACUUUACUGUAUUAGGUCAGCUGUACGAUUUUAAUCCAGCAUUUUGUUUUAGUUUUUUUUAUUUGUUAAUGUUUUUUAAAGCGAGAAGAAAACAACAAUGUUAAUUGUUUAUUAUAAUUCCAGUGGUGUUAGAUGUUUUGUUAGUUCUGUUUGCAUUCAUGAAGAAGCCAAGUGGGAACACUACUCACACUGUCACAGUAGUAAAGGUAUUUUCAUAUUGAUUAAAAACACCUCUGGGAGUGUUUUCUUUAAAAAUAAUUGUGUGUGUGUGUGUGUGUGUGUGUGUGUGUGUGUGUGUGUGUGUGUGUGUGUGUGUGUGUGUGUGUGUGUGUGUGUGUUUGUUUGGUUUUACUAUCCUACUGGGGGCAGAAGGAAGUUUCGGACAAGUGGGGACAUUUCGCCAGUCCCCACAAGAAAAUAGGUUAUUUAAGGCUUAGGGUGAAAAUUAGGGUUACGAGUCAGGUUUAGAGUUUGGGGUUAGGGAGAAUAAGAAUCAGUUGCUUGGUUCCCGUGUCUGUGUGUGUGUAAUAAAGGGAAACAGGAUGAAAUUUAA
Salvelinus fontinalis (brook trout) is the source of this 2138-nucleotide messenger RNA. Its product is annotated as RNA-binding Raly-like protein. Bases 240 to 881 code for a protein of 213 amino acids. Gene Ontology annotation, molecular function: RNA binding. The record is from RefSeq and is a predicted model, not a curated record. The transcript has 7 exons. Lineage: Eukaryota; Metazoa; Chordata; Actinopteri; Salmoniformes; Salmonidae. Gene Ontology annotation, cellular component: nucleus.